AUGCGGGAGUUCCAUGUCGGACAGACAUUGGCAAUCUCUCCGAUCACGUUCUAUGCAAUCGGAUUUGUGAUCGGACCGAUGUGCACAUCUGCCCUAUCCGAAGAAUUCGGCAGACAAUACAUCUACAAGAUUUCUCUGUUCCUUCAUAUGGUAUUCACCAUCGUCGGUGGAGCAGCCCAGAAUUUCAGAACAAUAGCCGUUGCCCGUGGGGUCUGUGGAAUCGUCGGAUCUCCAUGCGUGACUGUCUUCUCGGGUCUGUUGAAUGAUCUAUGGAGAAUGCCAGAGGACAAGCUGGGCGGGACCCUGUUUGCAAUGUAUGGCAUAAUGGGCGCGAUUGCAACUGAGAUCGGCCCUAUAGCUGGCGAGGCGAUAGUCAGUGACCGCGACUGGCGCUGGACUUUUUGGCUCACAGCCAUGUUGGUUGGGGCGUGUUUCCUGGCAAUGGUGACAGUACCCGAGACAUAUCGCCCCGAGAUCCGAAGGAAGAUGCUCAAACUGCCACGAAGUAGUAUCUGGCACUGUCUGGGGCCUGCAUUUGCACGUCCGUUUCACAUGCUGAUGGUUGAGCCGAUCAUCCUCCCCACGGCUGCUAUUGUUACCAUGGGCCAGGUUGUUGUUUUUGUGUUCUAUGCAAGCUACCCGUUGAUACUUUCACGGGAGUACCAAUUCACAGCAUAUGAGAUCGGGCUGGCUUUCAUCCCACUACUCAUUGGCAGUUUGCUGGCACUGCCUAUCAUAUCAGUGGUGAUGAAAAGGCGAGAAAAGGCAUCGACCUCACAGCCUGAAGACUCUAUGCCCGCGGCUAGUAUAGCAGGCAUCUUGUUACCGAUCAGCUUGUUUUGGCUUGCAUGGACAGCUCGAUCGAGCAUUCACUGGAUAUGUCCACUCAUUGCCGGAGGGCUUUACGGAUUAGCCUUUGCGCUAUCGCAGCUGGUCUACCCGCUAUACAAGAAUGAGGUCUAUGGUGCCGAGUUCGGAGCUUCUUCUUUUGCCGUCGAUGUUGCUAUGCGCUACACCUUCUCGUCUGUCUUCCCGCUUUUUACCACUCAGAUGGUAGAUAGUAUUGGAUUCGACUGGACCAUCAGCCUUUGGGCAUUUGUGUUGUUGGCUCUGGCCCCCGUCCCCUUUGUACUUCAACGAUAUGGACCGAGGCUACGAGCACGCAGCCAAUAUGUCCAAAGGAGGGAGGAAGACCCCCCUUCGGUUGGGGCAGCUUGA
Messenger RNA from Penicillium olsonii, 1218 nucleotides. Lineage: Eukaryota; Fungi; Ascomycota; Eurotiomycetes; Eurotiales; Aspergillaceae. The record is from the annotation of a GenBank genome assembly.